GCGCGCGCCCGCUUCCGCUCCGCCUCCGUCCGGGGGCGCGGGCGCGGUGGCCCCGGCGGAGGAUCGCAGGGGGCAGGGCCAAGACAGCGAGGAGGGGCACCGGGGGAAGCGGGAGCGAUAAAAGAAGGCAAGGCUGCCCCACCCCGAGGCAGGCCGGUGGGCAGUCUCUUGCGUCCCUUCCGUCCGGCCUGUGUUGGAGGCGGCGGGGAGGCGCGCGGCCCGCUGCCGGCCCAUGGAGGCUUUCCCUUGGGCGCCACGCUCGCCCCGCCGCGCCCGCGCCCCCGCGCCUAUGGCGCUCGUGCCCAGCGCCCGCUACAUGAGUGCCCCGGGCCCGGUGCACCCGCAGCCCUUCAGCUCUUGGAACGACUACCUGGGUCUCGCCACGCUCAUCACCAGGGCUGGAGACCGGGGCUCCCCGCCCUCCUCGUCCCACUGCUCCUCGCACGAAAGGUCCGGGCCCUUGGCGGCAGGACCCACGCUGGGGCCGCCCGACGACGAGGAGGACGACGAUGGCGAUGAGCAGGGGACCCGAGACGGCUACCUGGGGGGAGCGCUGGAACUGCGCGCACUAGAGCUGUGCGCCGGCACCGCCGAGGCCGGGCUGCUGGAGGAGCGCUUCGCUGAGCUGAACCCAUUCACAGGGCGCGCCGCCGCGGUACUGCUGAGCUGCGCGCCCGCCGCCUCCGCCGCCCCCACGGCCGAGGUGACGCCGCGUGAGGAGCCAGGCCCUGCGUGGGCGGCAGAGCAUCGUCUGCACGCGGCCUCCGGAGCGGCUGCCGCGCGUCUGCUGAAACCGGAGCUGCAGGUGUGUGUGUUCUGCCGGAACAACAAGGAGGCGGUGGCGCUGUACACUACACACAUCCUCAAGGGUCCCGACGGCCGAGUGCUGUGCCCGGUCCUGCGCCGCUACACGUGUCCCCUUUGCGGUGCCAGCGGCGACAACGCACACACCAUCAAGUAUUGCCCGCUCUCCAAAGUGCCACCGCCCGCUGCUCGCCCGCCGCCGCGCAGCACAAGGGACAGCCUGCCCAGCAAGAAGCUACGCUAGGGCUGAGCUGCGGACACCUGAAGCCAUGGUAGCGCCUCCUUUCCCCUUUGGCUCAACUUAGGAAGUAGUCUUGGUUUUGCGGGAGCCGGCGGGGCGCAGCACUUUGCAGUGGAGUGGUCUGGUCUCUGACGUUGAAAUCUUGAAUUUUGUCUCUAUAGUUUCUAAAGCACUCAACCAGAAUCGUUGAGGGCUGAGCGGGUAUAACACGGGCUCUAAGUGUGGCAACUGAAGCGUUGUUUACUGUAUACGUUGACCUAUUUUAGGUGCGCAUCAGUAUGAAACUGUCUCUGACUUUGGAUGUUGCGUUUUGUGAAUGGAGGCAUUUUAAUAGCUCUAGAGUAUUUUUAAUAGCCUCUGAACUUGUGUGCAAAACUAACCAUUUUAUGGAAUGUCGGCAAAUGUCUAUUUUAUUGUUUGAUGCAAUUUAUUAAUUUUUUAAGUUUGUCCUUAACUCUAAUUGCAGGUAAACAAUUUAGUACACUUCCCAGUAUCAAUUUGAGAGGAUGUUCCUCCUCGUAGCUUGUUUCUGUCCUAGCUGGGAGGCUUAAAGGCACAAUCUUUAGCAGGUGGAAUAGUUCCUUAACCUUUUAUGUAUGAUAUUCUACUGAAUUAGCAAGUAGCCCUUCCCACCCUCUUAAAAUUAACUGUGCCAAGUCCUAAUCAUAUCGUGUACAUAUUUGGAAAUGGUGCUGUUUAAGAAGACUUGUGUAUUUAUACAGUGACAGUAUAUGAAUACAUUAAUCUCCCCCUGUAAACUCCUACCUAGCAUCUUCUCAAUGCACCAUCCCCAGACCUGUCCAAUUGUCUGAUGCUGAGAUCCAAGAGAGCAGUGUUAACUCACCUUGAUUGCUCAAUUUCAACUUCUUAAAUAGAAAACAGGAAACUAUGAAGCAAUAACCUGAGUUCCAGAAGGUUCUACUCUGGGCUGUCUGCCUUCAGAUAUACAGGUGUGCCAGAAUAAACACCAUUUAAAGGCUCCAAUACCUGGGGUUGGGUACAAGUAUUAUGACCUCCCUGGUGGUGGUUCCACUCUUAACUGGUCUGCUUCCAGAACCUAAUCUUCAGGGAAAAUUUCCUAACCCCUUACUUCCAGUACUCCAGUAAAUCCAUCACAUUGAAUGCUGGACUAUGGACAUUGAAUGAUGGGACUAUACCAUCAAGACAGUAGAUGCAGAGAUGGAGGUGGAUUAAGAUAAACUAAGACAUAACACUAAACAACAUUACCUGAAAAUACCAGCCAAGAGUUUAUGUAUAUAAAACUUAACAGUAGUCAGAUUUAGCUAGAGUACUGGGAACAGCUAACUUCCACAAUAAAUGUAAAAAUACUGGAUAGCUCUGUGCCCUAUUGGUAAAACGGAGGUGCAUCAUAUAAAAAGAUGGGGUUGGUGGAAAGACGUUCUUAACAAGAAAAUAACCAUUAUAGCCCCACAGAAUUGGCAGAUUCCACUUGACCUGGGUCGCAAACUUAAUAAAACCAUGUAGUUCCUUGUUCUUUUGCUAGAAAAUAAACCAUUUGUUUUGGGGUGAUGUUUUUCAAGUGAACAUAAA
Messenger RNA from Peromyscus maniculatus bairdii (prairie deer mouse), 2596 nucleotides. It is a transcript of the gene Nanos1, whose product is annotated as nanos C2HC-type zinc finger 1. The record is from RefSeq and is a predicted model, not a curated record. NCBI's taxonomy places the organism in Eukaryota, Metazoa, Chordata, Mammalia, Rodentia, Cricetidae. Gene Ontology annotation, molecular function: RNA binding; zinc ion binding.